AAACAAACUGUACUCCCGUCUCCUGCCUGGUCAUUUCAACACAACACAAAUAUUACACUGGCGACGAGGUGAUUAAGCUUCUUAAACAGACAUUGCUUGAAGGGAAGAAUGUUGCGAAUGGUUGGACAUGAAGCUACGCUGGAACACUGAUGACUACCUGGGCAUCACUAUCAUCAGAGUCCCAUCGGACUCCAUCUGGAUCCCAGACAUUGUGCUCUAUGACAAUGCCGAUGGACGUUUAGAGGGCUCUGUCACAAAGGCUGUUGUCAAGUAUGAUGGCACCAUCACCUGGACACAGCCCGCUAACUACAAGUCAGCCUGCAUCAUCGAUGUCACCUUCUUCCCCUUUGACCUGCAGAACUGCUCCAUGAAGUUUGGCUCCUGGACCUAUGAUGGCUCACAGGUUGAUAUCCUCCUGCAGGACUUCCAUGUGGAUAAGAGGGACUACUUUGACAGUGGUGAAUGGGAUAUAGUGAAAGCAACAGGCAGCCGUGGUCUGAGGAUGGACGGAUCCUGCCACUUCCCCUUCAUCACCUACUCCUUCAUCAUCCGUAGACUGCCGCUCUUCUACACCCUCUUCCUUAUUAUCCCCUGUAUUGGCCUUUCCUUCCUCACCAUCCUGGUCUUCUACCUGCCCUCCAACGGCGGGGAGAAGAUCUCCCUGUGCACCUCUGUGCUGGUGUCCCUCACCGUCUUCCUUCUCGUGAUCGAGGAGAUCAUUCCUUCCUCCUCCAAGGUCAUCCCUCUGAUCGGGGAGUACCUGGUGUUCACCAUGAUCUUUGUCACGCUCUCAAUCGUCAUCACCGUCUUCGCCAUCAACAUCCACCACCGCUCCUCGCCCAUGCACCAAGGCAUGGCGCCCUGGGUGCGCCGUAUCUUCCUGCACAGGCUGCCUAAGCUGCUGUGUAUGCGCAGCAACGUGGACCGCUAUGCUACCCCCGGUGGGGCCAGGGCAGGACUGUCAGGGAGAGAGCGUGCAGGACUGUCAGGGAGAGAGGGGGCAGGACUGGCAGGGAGAGAGGGGGCAGGACUGGCAGGGAGAGAGGGGGCAGUAGGGGGCAUUAUGAAGUCCACCCCUCAUCUCUCCUCCACGAAUGACCUGCAGGCUGCUUUGGACUCUAUCCGUUACAUCACCAUGCAUGUGGUCAAGGAGAACGAGGUCAGAGAGGUGGUGCAGGAUUGGCAGUUUGUGGCUCAGGUUCUGGAUCGUGUGUUCCUGUGGACCUUCCUCCUGGUCUCAGUACUGGGCUCUGCUCUGCUCUUCAUCCCUGUCAUCUACAAAUGGGCAAAGAUCAUUGUCCCCAACCAUGCAGGCGGCAGCGGAUAAGACUAAACUGAGUCUAAGUGCACUGAGCACAACAAAUUCAGAGACACUACAGUCAGUGCAGAGGCAGAGACACUUACUCACAUGUGGGUGUGGGAGACCAGUUAUAAUUGCAAUGGAUUCUAGUUCCAUCAUGAUUUUUGAUUUGUGUAUAUGAAUGAGGGAUUAUUGUCUCUAUGUUUCUGUAUCUGUUUAUAGAUUAAAUUACAUACAAUUGUUUUAUAUUCUGGAAGGAGGAUACCUCCCUAUAGACAUAUCUCACAAAGUAAAGUAUAACAAUGAAUACAAUUCUCCAGGUUAUGUAAGGACCGACGCUGGAGAAGAGAAGCAGGUACAGGGAGUCGAACAUUUAAUAUGGAACAGACAUCAAACAGAGACAGCGUCAGAACUGGGUAUGCAAAGACAAACAAACAUUCAUCCUGAAGCAGGGAACAGACCUUGGGAACAAACAGAUAUAGGGGAGGUAAUAACACAGGUGAUUGAGUCCAGGUGAGUCCAAUAAUUGCUGAAGUGCGUGAUAAGGGAAGGCAGGUGUGCGUAAUGAUGGUGGCAGGAGUGUGUCAUGCUGGGAAACCUGGCGCCUUCGAGUUCCAGGGAGGGGGAGCGGGUGCAGGCGUGACAAGUUAUUGUUUUUCUUGCCUCUGAAAAACAGGCUUCUUACAGUUAACGAGACAGGAUUAUGGAAGGCUGGCCACAUGAGACUAGCUAAUAAUUAACAGGGGUGAAUAAAUAACUUUUAAUCCA
Molecule: messenger RNA, 2068 nt
Organism: Salvelinus namaycush (lake trout)
Lineage: Eukaryota; Metazoa; Chordata; Actinopteri; Salmoniformes; Salmonidae
Product: neuronal acetylcholine receptor subunit alpha-5-like
Exons: 5
Coding region: 128-1327 (399 amino acids)
Biological process (GO): signal transduction; regulation of membrane potential; chemical synaptic transmission
Cellular component (GO): postsynaptic membrane; neuron projection; synapse
Molecular function (GO): acetylcholine-gated monoatomic cation-selective channel activity; transmembrane signaling receptor activity
Source: RefSeq, a predicted model, not a curated record